Messenger RNA from Coregonus sp. 'balchen', 8147 nucleotides. NCBI's taxonomy places the organism in Eukaryota, Metazoa, Chordata, Actinopteri, Salmoniformes, Salmonidae. The record is from the annotation of a GenBank genome assembly.
UUCACAGUAGCCUAUCUGCUGAGUGGGAGAGAAGCAGAGGAGAGGAGUUGCAAAAAUACUUGGUUGUUUUAAUACGAAAAGGAUCGAAAUGGUUCUUCUGCUUUUAUGUAUGAUGUCGGUGAGUAGCUUAGGCUACAAAUUGCCUAUAUUGAUGUUGAGUGUUUGGUUUCUUUUGACUUCAUUUUACAAUUGAUGCGUUUUUAACAAAGGUUGCCAAAUGCGUAAAAGCUCAUUCAACACUUUCACUUUCGAUGUCGUUUUGAAGCAACGGCCUCUACAAAAAAUAUGUCCGUUAAAGCUAUAAUGUCGCAAUAUUUAGUUAUUUUACUUGCUCUAAUGUGACACAUUUGCGCAACUGGCUUGUGAAAUGUGGUUUAUAGGCAAUAUUACAAAUCCUCACAAAAGGGCUUUAGUUUUUGAGAUACCCCAACCCGAGGUUUUCACGACUCUAAUUUAUCCAAUUUAUUAAAUGGAUGGUCAUGAAAAAUUAUUUGACUGCAAAAGUGGUUAAAUUGAUAGAUAUUAUGACAUACCCCCUAAACUCAAAACGUACAGAAUAAUGCCUGGCUGGAGGGGGAUGGGCGACAUAAGCUCAUGUAACCAUAGCUGCGGGAAGUAUGGGUGUUGAGGGUGCUGCAGCGCCCCCUGAAAAAUCUUAAUCAAAUAUUAAUUACAAAAAAAAGAUAAAAAAAGUGAACACAUUUUUUUUUUUUACAAAGGCGCUGGGCCUUUACUAUUCAUACCUUAAUAAUAGGUGGAAAUAUCAACUAUGAAAAUGAAUGAUGAAUGUAAGCUUUACUUUUUGGUAGCUGACAAAUACAUGUUACACAUGUUUUUUGAUGUUGUGGCUAUUGUAAUCUAAUCGGUUCUAAGGAAAACAAGUGGACUGAGACAGUGAAAACAGUCAUUUCUUUUCAGUCAACUGUUCCUCUGUAGAUUGUAUAUGUUCAGCCUCUAGCAAUUAUGUUAGAUUUGACUCCAAAUCAGAGGAGGCUGGUGGGAGGAGCUAUAGGAGGACGGGCUCAUUAUAAUGGCUGGAAUGGAAUUAAUGGAACGGUAUCAAACAUAUGGAAACUGUUCCAUUUAUUCCCUUCCAGCCAUUACAAUGAGCCUGUCCUCCUAUAGCUCCUUCCACCAGCCUCCUCUGCUCCAAAUCAAGGAUAGUGUCCAAAAUCCAAAAUGGCUGCCACAAUACCAUUUAGAUGGUGGUUUAAUCACCUGUAGAGUGCAGUCGGAAAGUAUUCAGACCCCUUUACUUUUUACACAUUUUAUGUUAUAGCCUUAUUCUAAAAUGGAUAAAAUUGUUUUUUCCCCCCUCAUCCAUCUACACACAAUACCCCAUAAUGACAAAUCAAAAACAGGUUUUUAGAAAAGUUAGCAAAUUUAUAAAAAAUAAAAAAACGGAUAUCACAUUUACGUACAGUACCAGUCAAAAGUUUGGACACACGUACUCAUUCAAGGGUUUUUCUUUAUUUUUACUAUUUUCUACAUUGUAGAAUAAUAGUGAAGACAUCAAAACAUUGAAAUAACACAUAUGGAAUCAUGUAGUAACCAAAAAAGUGUUAAACAAAUCAAAAUAUUUUAGAUUUUAGAUUCUCCUGCAGCCCAAUAUGGCGACCAGAGUAUGGGCGAGUGGGUGUAUGGAACGCGAAUCAGCUAAUUGGGCAGAUUUGUUACCACUCAAGACCAUUUUGCGUGGCUGAUUGGGUUGCACUACGAGUCGAUAGUAGGACACCAGGAUCAAGUUACAACCCGUGCAUUUCUUGACAGAUAGCUGAACUAGCCUAUUGAGUUGUUUCGAAUUUUGUCCUGGCAGCUGAAUUGUUUGGAGAUACAGUAGGUCCUGACAGCUGUAAAAAAAAAUAAUAUAAUAAUCCCGGUCACGGAAAAUGACAAAAAAUACUUGUUUCAGAAGCAUCCGUGAUCACAAAUCAAAACGUUACUUUGGACCAAGUUGCAUUGAAUAGAUGUUAUAUUCUCAAACUUAACAGCAGUACCUGUAUGAUGUCCUUCCAUUUACAGGUGAUUUGAGCUCCAUCAAUUGUUAUUAUGGCAGCCAUAUUGGAUUUUGGACGCCAUAUUGGAUUUGCAGCAAAAUCCAGGAUGACCCUAAAAAUAAUCUGUGGUGGCCCCCUGACUAUUGCAAUUGUAACUGUAUGUGUUUUUGUCAGGCAGGAUCAUACAACACUGAAUGAUAGCAAAUAUGACUUGGAAAGUUGUCUAUUAAUCAGUUCCCAAAAAUUACAUUCAUCAUAAAUAUUCAUAGUUGAUAUUUCUAUCUAUUGUAUCUGUGUUUACAGGUCUAUAUUUCCAAGAUGGAUUAAGAUAUCCUAAUGUUGUUUGGUUGUGUGUGUAGGGCAGACAACUGACUACUUGUAUUCCACAUUUUAGCUAUAUCAGAGCUUGCAAUAUUGGGUUACAUGAGUUUAUGUAACCCCCCCCCCCCACACACACUCCAGUCAGGCAUUAUUCUGCACUUUUUUUUAGUUUAGGGUGUGUGUUACAAUACAGUGGGGGAAAAAAGUAUUUAGUCAGCCACCAAUUGUGCAAGUUCUCCCACUUAAAAAGAUGAGAGAGGCCUGUAAUUUUCAUCAUAGGUACACGUCAACUAUGACAGACAAAAUGAGAAAAAAAAAAACAGAAAAUCACAUUGUAGGAUUUUUAAUGAAUUUAUUUGCAAAUUAUGGUGGAAAAUAAGUAUUUGGUCAAUAACAAAAGUUUCUCAAUACUUUGUUAUAUACCCUUUGUUGGAAAUGACACAGGUCAAAUGUUUUCUGUAAGUCUGCACAAGGUUUUCACACACUGUUGCUGGUAUUUUGGCCCAUUCCUCCAUGCAGAUCUCCUCUAGAGCAGUGAUGUUUUGGGGCUGUCGCUGGGCAACACAGACUUUCAACUCCCUCCAAAGAUUUUCUAUGGGGUUGAGAUCUGGAGACUGGCUAGGCCACUCCAGGACCUUGAAAUGCUUCUUACGAAGCCACUCCUUCGUUGCCCGGGCGGUGUGUUUGGGAUCAUUGUCAUGCUGAAAGACCCAGCCACGUUUCAUCUUCAAUGCCCUUGCUGAUGGAAGGAGGUUUUCACUCAAAAUCUCACGAUACAUGGCCCCAUUCAUUCUUUCCUUUACACGGAUCAGUCGUCCUGGUCCCUUUGCAGAAAAACAGCCCCAAAGCAUGAUGUUUCCACCCCCAUGCUUCACAGUAGGUAUGGUGUUCUUUGGAUGCAACUCAGCAUUCUUUGUCCUCCAAACACGACGAGUUGAGUUUUUACCAAAAAGUUCUAUUUUGGUUUCAUCUGACCAUAUGACAUUCUCCCAAUCCUCUUCUGGAUCAUCCAAAUGCACUCUAGCAAACUUCAGACGGGCCUGGACAUGUACUGGCUUAAGCAGGGGGACACGUCUGGCACUGCAGGAUUUGAGUCCCUGGCGGCGUAGUGUGUUACUGAUGGUAGGCUUUGUUACUUUGGUCCCAGCUCUCUGCAGGUCAUUCACUAGGUCCCCCCGUGUGGUUCUGGGAUUUUUGCUCACCGUUAUUGUGAUCAUUUUGACCCCACGGGGUGAGAUCUUGCGUGGAGCCCCAAAUCGAGGGAGAUUAUCAGUGGUCUUGUAUGUCUUCCAUUUCCUAAUAAUUGCUCCCACAGUUGAUUUCUUCAAACCAAGCUGCUUACCUAUUGCAGAUUCAGUCUUCCCCAGCCUGGUGCAGGUCUACAAUUUUUUUUCUGGUGUCCUUUGACAGCUCUUUGGUCUUGGCCAUAGUGGAGUUUGGAGUGUGACUGUUUGAGGUUGUGGACAGGUGUCUUUUAUACUGAUAACAAGUUCAAACAGGUGCCAUUAAUACAGGUAACGAGUGGAGGACAGAGGAGCCUCUUAAAGAAGAAGUUACAGGUCUGUGAGAGCCAGAAAUCUUGCUUGUUUGUACGUGACCAAAUACUUAUUUUCCACCAUAAUUUGCAAAUAUAUUCAUAAAAAUCCUACAAUGUGAUUUUCUGGAGAAAAUAAAUCUCAAUUUGUCUGUCAUAGUUGACGUGUACCUAUGAUGAAAAUUACAGGCCUCUCUCAUCUUUUUAAGUGGGAGAACUUGCACAAUUGGUGGCUGACUAAAUACUUUUUUCCCCCACUGUAUCUAUCUAUUUAAACAUUUUGCAGUAAACUAUUUUUUCACAACCAUCCAUUUCAUAAAUGGGAGAUGUGAAAAACAUGCUUGUAUUUGGUUCUACCUCGGGUAGGGUUAUCAAAAAAUGUGGUGGCCUUGCCACAAGCCUAUUAGACUAGAGCGUGAAUUUAGGUACUUUCCACCCCUAUCUUAGUGGUCGGUCUUGCGACAGUAGAGGUGAGAAUAGAUCAUUGUAUGGACUCUUUUUUUCGACCUUCUUUUUACAGGUUUUGUCCGUGGUUUCCUCAUGUGAUCCAGAAACACAGUAUUUGAAGAAUAGUGAGUGUUGCAAUAUGUGUGGGCCAGGUAAGGAAGAGACCAUUCAUUAUUUGACGUAUCUGUACUCCUAUCAGCCUUUAGAAAAAACAUUGAGUGAAACUGAGUCAAUAUACCCAUAGGAUCUACACUCAAUAUUCAUAAUCAGAAAACGUUAUUAUCUUAACAGGCACCAAGAUGUUAUCCAGCCAUAGUGGUUGUCUUGAUCCACAUUGUAUGCCAUGCCAAGAGGGUGAAUACCAGAAUGCAUUCACAGAGAAGAACCUCUGUAAACUGCAACCAUACUGCGACCCAAGUGAGACUUUUGAUGAUCUUUAUGUAUUUGAAGACAUAGUAUGUGUCCGUAAUCUGAGGCGUCAUGCCCAUAGAGUGCACAGGGGCAAGAUUUGUCCUGUAAAACAAAUAUUUAAAAAUGAAUUAGUUUUUUCUCUGUAAUGUUACUAUCCACUUAGCUAUUUUAUGAAGUUGGCUUUAGCUAGCCCAGUUAGGUUCCCAAUCCCCCAAACUUAUAACUAGCUACCAAGAAGCCAUUUCAGACUAUCAAUCAAGUUAGAGUAGCUUAGCUAUCUUAGCUGGCAUGCCUGCUGGCAAGGUUGGUAGACUUUAGAAAAGCAAGCAUGUACUGAAUAAGACUCACAAUCCUUUCAAUCAUUUACCCAUGAUUUUAGCAGAGCUGCAGAGAAGCAUAUUUAAUUUAUUUUUAAAAAAGAACCAUCAGUCAGGAGGAUACAGACAGCUCAAGAGGUAUGCUUAGAUAUGCAGAAAUAUAGACAUAUUUAUUACAUAGAAUUAAUGAUUAUGGCUCUAGAUUGCAGGACAAAGCUGUUUCAGGUGUUUGAAAAAUGCCCCCCCUCCUGACCACCCCCCAGCCAUCCUUGCUUACUUUGUGCCCCCUCAGAUUAUUGGGGUGCAUGACGCCCCUGUCCGAAAUGGCACCCUUUUGCCUAUAUAUUGCAUUACUGAAAGCCCUGGUCAAAAGUAGUGCACUAAGGAAUAGCAUGCCAUUUCAGAUGCAUGUAGGACCUACUGUUUAUCUGGCUUAUCUUUUUGUAAAAACACAACACUUGUAUCUCCUUCCUGCCACAGAUAAAAACUUUGAGCACAGUACCAAUAGGAACAAGACAAGCCUCAGCCCAUGCAAAUGUAAGACUGGAUACCACUGUUCCAGUGAAGAGUGCCUGACAUGUUUUCCACAUACUAAAUGCAGACCUGGAGAAGAGGUCCUUUCCAAAGGUAGAAAACACGCACUUUCAUGAUGCUAUCAGCAACGAUUGAGUUCUAGACUAGUGUGCCUACUAUGUAUUCAAAUAUGGCUUUUAAUUUUCUGUUUCUAUUCUGUUGUAUUCUAUUAAAUUGUUUCCGCUGCUAGAGUUAGGCUAGAUUGGUCACUCUAACCGUAUACUGUAUAUUUUCUCAGGUAACCCCAUACAUGACACAGUGUGUCAGGCCUGUCCUUUAAACAUGUUCUCCAGUCACAGCUCUGCAGAGAGCAUGUGCAAGCUAUGGACAGUGUGAGUAGUUUGAUCCUUGUACCAUAAAACAUUUGAUGUGUAUGUUAUCAUACUGUAAAUGAAACAGCAGCCAUCAUACACAUAAUAAUGUUGGUUUGUUUGAUCCCAAAUUAUGUUUUCAGUUGUAAGUCUGGAUUCAACACUGAAGCCCAAGGGACAGCCACCUCAGACACGGUCUGUGGUAAGUACUGAAAGGGUCCACACGUUGAACGCAACACAAAUUACACAUAUCACAACAUUUCCAUUCUACUAUAUUGAAUUGGUGAACUAUACAAUGUAUUCCUUCAUUGUCAGUUGACCAUCACUUCCUCACUGUAACUCAUUCACUUGAAUUGUGCUACAUGGUAGGAGGGGACUGUUUAUCUGGGUUUCGAAAUCACAGCAUAAACCGAAACUUGUGGUGGGACUGUGGGAGUGUUUUCUCAGUAUUACAGUAGUCUGUAGUAGGGAGGCUAACAGUAGCCUGUAGUAGGGUGGCUAACAAUAGCCUGUAGUAGGGAGGCUAACAAUAGCCUGUAGUAGGGUGGCUAACAAUAGCCUGUAGUAGGGAGGCUAACACUAGCCUGUAGUAGGGUGGCUAACACUAGCCUGUAGUAGGGCGGCUAACAGUAGCCUGUAGUAGGGAGGCUAACAAUAGCCUGUAGUAGGGAGGCUAACAAUAGCCUGUAGUAGGGUGGCUAACAAUAGCCUGUAGUAGGGUGGCUAACAGUAGCCUGUAGUAGGGUGGCUAACAGUAGCCUGUAGUAGGGUGGCUAACAGUAGCCUGUAUUAGGGUGGCUAACAGUAGCCUGUAGUAGGGAGGCUAACAGUAGCCUGUAGUAGGGAGGCUAACAAUAGCCUGUAGUAGGGAGGCUAACAAUAGCCUGUAGUAGGGAGGCUAACAGUAGCCUGUAGUAGGGUGGCUAACAGUAGCCUGUAGUAGGGUGGCUAACAGUAGCCUGUAGUAGGGUGGCUAACAGUAGCCUGUAGUAGGGAGGCUAACAGUAGCCUGUAGUAGGGAGGCUAACAGUAGCCUGUAGUAGGGUGGCUAACAGUAGCCUGUAGUAGGGUGGCUAACAGUAGCCUGUAGUAGGGAGGCUAACAAUAGCCUGUAGUAGGGAGGCUAACAAUAGCCUGUAGUAGGGUGGCUAACAAUAGCCUGUAGUAGGGUGGCUAACAGUAGCCUGUAGUAGGGUGGCUAACAGUAGCCUGUAGUAGGGUGGCUAACAGUAGCCUGUAGUAGGGUGGCUAACAGAAGCCUGUAGUAGGGCGGCUAACAGUAGCCUGUAGUAGGGCGGCUAACAAUAGCCUGUAGUAGGGUGGCUAACAGUAGCCUGUGUAGUACGUCUGUCGACACUAGUCUAAGGGACACAGGCCGUAGGCUACGGUUGGUUGGUUAACAAUAGUUGGUUGAAUUGUUUGUCAUGUUCUUUUGAUUUACUUUACAGUACCAGGAUCCAUGUCCUCUGGAGCAAUAGCAGCAAUUGUAAUUGCCCUAGCUGCUUUGGUUUUGGCCAUUGUCGUGUGCAAAUUUAAAGGUAUUUAACACUAAUGUAUUAUGUUAUUUGAGUGAUAACUUUACAUUGGAAUCUUUGAGUAAUCAUAUUUUAAUUUUGUUCUAGGUCAACUCGGAGAGGCCUUCAAGAAAGCAAAUGUACGUUCUCUAUAUACCUUUUGUACCAGCCAUGACAGUAAUACUGCUAUUCUGUUAUAUUUAGACACUAAUUCACAGAUGUAUUGUGUCAUUCACCGUAGGAAUCCUGUAUGGAUUUUAAUCUUAAGAGGGGAACUAAGAGGGCUACAGCAGAUCGAAAUGCAGAAGAGGGAAACGCGGAAGGACCUGAAGAGGGGAAGGAACAACUUCAACAUAUGCUCCUUGGAGAGCCACCAUCAACACAAUCCCCACCAUUACAAUUUACUCAAAUACCAGAGGAGAGUGAAAUCGGGUCUUAUGCCGAAGCUAACGACAUGACAGAAAAUGGACAUUUGGUGGCGCAGGAGGAGGGUAAAGCACACCAUACUUCUGUUCCACAAGAUUACUAGUGACUUUUGUAUACGGCUUUAGAUCACAUGACCACCUGGCUUCACCUAUUGCUUAACAUGAUAAACAACAGCCAGGUUGAGCAUUAAUACAGUAGCAGUGUGUUGGAAAAUCACUGGGGAAGCCAAGACAGUAAAAAAGUCAUAUUACAACCUAUGUUGUGAUAAUUGCGUUGUUUGCUCUAUAACCCAUUUG